This is a messenger RNA of Cavenderia fasciculata, 228 nucleotides long. RefSeq lists its product as uncharacterized. Bases 1 to 228 code for a protein of 75 amino acids. The record is from RefSeq and is a predicted model, not a curated record. The transcript has a single exon. NCBI's taxonomy places the organism in Eukaryota, Evosea, Eumycetozoa, Acytosteliales, Cavenderiaceae.
AUGUCAAAGAAAUUCACUUAUACUAAAAUAACAGAACAAAAUAAUAAUGAUAAUAAUAAUAAUAGAACCACUAGAAAAAAUAGUACGCGUACUACAUCAUCUUUGAAACUUAAAUUUCAAAGUAUGAUCCCAUACCAUUUUAAUAAUAUUCAAUCCAAAUCACAAUGGUGGUUUUAUACUUCAAUAAUGGUAUCUUCAACUGUAGCUGCUUCCUAUAGAGCUUAUUAA